AUGCAGAAUACUGUUGGCAAACUUUUGGAAAAAAUUGUCGCACAAAGAUUGACCACCUACUUGGAACUACAUGAUAAGUUCCCACCAACACUUGGAGGGUACAGGUUAAAUAAAGAGACAUGGUUCAAUGCUGCAGUUUUCGCCUACGAUGUGUACGAGGGAUUUCAGAUUAAAGAAGAGACAUGUGCUGCAGUGUUGGACUUAGAAGAUGCCUACAAUAAAGUACCAUACGAUUAUUUAAUGCAAUUACUGCUUAAACUAGAAGUUAAUCCUAUUCUGAUCCGCUGGAUUGCUGCGGUCCUGUUCCAGAGAAAGAUU
Molecule: messenger RNA, 318 nt
Organism: Candidula unifasciata
Lineage: Eukaryota; Metazoa; Mollusca; Gastropoda; Stylommatophora; Geomitridae
Source: the annotation of a GenBank genome assembly